Molecule: messenger RNA, 439 nt
Organism: Drosophila serrata
Lineage: Eukaryota; Metazoa; Arthropoda; Insecta; Diptera; Drosophilidae
Product: protein Turandot X-like
Biological process (GO): immune system process
Source: RefSeq, a predicted model, not a curated record
CAAAUCGAGAACUUUAGCCACAAGAUGAAUCCUACAAUUUUCUUGAGCUGCCUGGUGGUCAUCAUCGGUAGCCUUGCGUGCACUGCCAGCGCUCAAGGUGACCAGGAAACCCGAAUUGAAUUCACACGAUUGAAGAAUAUUUUUGGAAAUGAUGCGACUCACCGCGUGACCAAGCUUAGGCAUAUCCCUGAGCUAAUGGAUUUCUAUGAGAAGCACCCCGAUCGGUUCCAAAUGACCCAAGCGGAGCGACAAUCAGCCGAUGAAGCAUUAAUGCAGUACAAGGAGAUCAAUCAACGAAGUGAGCGGGGUUUGUCUCCUCAAGGAGGUUUCUUUGGUAAAUUUCUUUCUCUAGUUCUUACUGUUUUCGUCCCAACAUUACAAAAGGCGAUAGAACCUGAGCACUUAAUUUAGAUUGCUUUUCUAUAUUCCACUACUGAAA